Molecule: messenger RNA, 1036 nt
Organism: Zophobas morio
Lineage: Eukaryota; Metazoa; Arthropoda; Insecta; Coleoptera; Tenebrionidae
Exons: 3
Coding region: 65-454 (129 amino acids)
Source: RefSeq, a predicted model, not a curated record
GUCGGUUGAGAUUGCAGUUUUCUGGGAUAAGGGGAAGAGUGCUGGUUGGGUUACAACGAGAAGUAUGGUGGUAAUUAAGAUCAGCACCCUACUUCUGUUAACAACAGUCUUAAACAAAUGCCUCGCCAAUCCCGGUCAUCACGUCCACCACAGGAUUCACAUCCCUACCAAAAUCAAAACCAUCUUCCACACCAAAAUCAUUAAGAUCCCGGAGCACCACCACUACAUCCAUGAAAAGGAGAAGCCCCAUUUGGUCAAAGUACCCGAGCACCACCACUACUUCCACGAGAAAGAGAAGGAAAAUCUGGAUGUGAACGACUGGGAUAACAAGGAUGACGACAUAGACACCCACAGCGACUGGGAGAGCGACCACAGGGGUAGUUAUGGGCACAAUAUUUUCAAGAAACAUGUGUCCACGACGCCACGUCGCCGCCACAAGAAGAGGAAACAUUGAUGUUGUUGUUAAUGUUGUUAGUUAAUUUAUAUUUGUUGUUGUUGUUGUUAAGUAUGUUACAUAAGUACAUUUAUAAAUAAUAAUAUGUUGACACUUGUUAGUGGAGACACAAUUUAAAUUACUAAGUUAGCUUAAAUUACUAAGUACAAAAGCAGUCACUUUUUAGUGUUACUUAUCGUAAUCGUGUUUUUAUUUUGUGUAAAAUCCAGUUGUUUUAGUACAAGCAAAAUAAACCUACAAGUACAAUGUAACUGUUUUAGGCAACCAGUUAAACACCUGUCACUUGGAGAAAGUGUGCGAUAUGUUUCCGAAUUCCGCCUUAGAUCUGCAAGAUGUUUCUGGAAAGUGGCAUUAAGCGAUGAAAUGCAUACAAACUGCUUUCACUAGUCCGUGACCUUUAACGAUUGAAACUUAUAGGUUCAGCUUAUGCACGCGACAGAUAAUUGCAUAUGUUUUAACGAUAUAAAUGAUAUAAUAAAUAAGGUCGGAUCAGUUAGAUUAAUUGAUUGUUAGUAGUAAUUGCAGGAAUUAGUUUCAUUUUUCGUUCUCUUUUUGAGAUGGAAGUUGUUAUCGUAUACAUUU